GCUAAGUGUAUUGGUUAUAAGAAGAACCAGAACAGGUUUGUGAGCACAACAAAUUAUAAUGAGUUUGGAAACCAAACCUGCUCUUAAGCUCCCGGUCAUUGAUUUCACGAGCCGAGAUCUAAAGCCGGGAACUGUGGAAUGGGACUUGGUAAGCGGUGAUAUGCGGAGAGCUCUGGAGGAAUACGGAUGCUUCGAAGCCUUGUUUGAUAAAGUCACUGCCGAGCAUCGAAAGGCGGUGUUUGAGGCCUCGGAGGAUCUUUUCCGGCUGCCUUUAGAGACAAAACAGAGAACUGUGUCAGAGGUAAAAUACAAAGGAUAUGUCGGUCAGAAUCCUACAAAUCCUCUGUAUGAAGGAGUGGGUAUUGACGUUGCAGACCAUGAAGAGAACGUCAAAUCCUUUACUCAGAAGCUUUGGCCUCAAGGCAACAAGAAUUUCAGCGACACGGUUCUGUCAUUUACCAAGAAUGUAUCAGAACUGGACUUCAAGAUCCGGAGAAUGGUUAUGGAGAGCUUCAGGAUCGAUGAAAACUACAUAGACGAACAUCUCAAAUCGACAAAAUGCUUAAUGCGGAUGAUGAAAUACAGAGGAGUUGAUGAAACAGAGGAGGAGUUAGGCAUGGAGGCUCAUACAGAUAGAAAUGUUCUCACCAUAGUUUGCCAAAACGAUGUAGCAGACGGAGGAUUAGAGGUGAAAAUCAAAGACGGUAGCCACUGGAUCAAAGCCAACCCUUCUAAAGAUUCUUCAUUCCUUGUCAUUGGUGGAAGUAUUCUGCAUGUACUGUUAAACGGUCGGGUGCAAUUCGCGGUUCACCGUGUGGUGAGGAUGGGGACGGAAACAAGGUACUCAGCUGGACUUUUUUCUAUGCCAAACACAGAGGAUUUGAUAUGUGCACCGGAUGAGAUGGUUGAUGCCGAGUAUCCUCGCCUCUUUAACCCUUUUGAUUUUGAAGCAUACUAUAAGUUCACCUGCGAGGGAUCCGGAAGGAGAGAUCUAUCUGGUCUCAAGACUUACUGUAGCCUCUUCAAAUAAGAAACUUCUUUCUGUUUUUUUAUUACUCUUGUAUUUGUUGUAUCCCAGUAGAAUAAUAGAUGGAAACUUCAAUGUUUCUUAGCUUAGCUUGAGAACAUUCUCUACAUCAAAUCUAAGACCUGCAAUAUUCAGUGUAAAACGAAGAUUUAAGCAAAGAAAAAUCAUAAUCAUGCCAUACGAGAGAAAGAGAUCACAAAGUGUAGCCAUAUAUAUCACAAGAUUCUUUCA
Molecule: messenger RNA, 1258 nt
Organism: Camelina sativa (false flax)
Lineage: Eukaryota; Viridiplantae; Streptophyta; Magnoliopsida; Brassicales; Brassicaceae
Source: RefSeq, a predicted model, not a curated record